AUGUCUUUGAGGGAACGUGAAUGGUUGUUGAAUGCUGAAAACCAGCAGCCCAUCGCAAACACCUCUACCCCACCAGAUGCACACGACUUUGCUUCCUGCACCAUAGAUGUCGACACUAUGUUGCCUCCUCCUGGGGAAGAAGGGUUCUCACUUAAGCAAAUCACGACUGGAUGCCCAAGACGUCUUGACUUGCGUGAUCGCAGUGGUCGCAUAGCCCAGCAGCUUGCUGAUUGGUCUACUCAAUAUGACGACCUUACAGAUGCACUUCUAAACUACCGUCACCAUCACACCCAUCAAACUAUGUCAUCUCCUGCCACUAGUGAUAGCUCAUUCUCAAUUGAGGUGGUUGAUAUUUUUGAUCGCACUACCCGCACUUUUAAUCAUGUCUCGCCUUUCAUCAAUGCUACCUUACUCCAAUAUGGCUGCAUUGGCAGUUCUCCCCUUCGUCCUACAAUUGCUAUCACGAUUCGCACCCUCGAUGUCUUCCGCCAGACCCACCGUGUGUGCCCGCGUUACAGCAUUAAUGCAGAAGCAAAAAAGCUUGCUUUUCUUCACAACGUGUGUUAUCGGCGGCACCUUGCUGAACAGCUACGAGUUGCCUAUGAUGUUUACCUUGAACUUGAGAGGCGUGUUGAAAGCCGUCUUCAAGCUGCCCUCGGUCACAAUACGCCAAAUUGGCGCAUGCUCAAUUCAUGUCCUGCAUGUCAGUACAAGGUAGUGGGUGAACCACCUCUUGAGUAUUUGGUUCUAUGCGCCCUUGACGGUAAUAACUCUGCAAAGCUCAUCGACCCAGCCAUACAUGGUGGCAAUGAAUGCUUUGACCCGAGAUGUGGCUUAUCUUCAAUUUGGCUCACUGAAACCUAUGUAGAUCAAUUCAAGGACGAGGUUCAACGUUCGCGCCACAUGCAGGACCAACGUGUCUUGUGUGAUCCAGAUGACCCUUGGAUAGAUGAACCCGACUCUGGAGACUCUUCGGAACCGAGCACUGUCUGUGUCGAUCGCUGGCGAAAUGCUGCACCUGAGUCUCAUAAAAAGAUGUUCGCCAUCUUCAAGAGAUCUGGCAUCUUUAUUACUGUGUGUCAGCAUGGUUUUUUGCUCACAAUAUGUGAUAUGGUACGAAGUGGGGAACUGAUGAAAUAUCCGAUUGCCAGCAUCAGGAAACUCAUGGAUGUUUUCGGCAGUAAUAUCCUCUACAGCUAUGACAUCAAGUGCGCCUUUGAAAAAAUCAUUAUGUGGAGCUCACUAGCAAAUGAUGCCAAGCGACUAAACCUUCAGGGAGUAGUUCCUGCAUUUCACGGACAUGCUCACAACCACCUGUGUCAAGUGGAACACCACUCAAAGUACAGAGUUGGCGCUGGCAAGGAGGACUUUGAAACUUGCGAGCGAGUUUUUUCAGGUUCAAAUGCUCUCACUGGUGAGAUUCACAAUGCCUCAGACUUCCACCGGCAUCAAGCACUUGAUGAGUAUUUUUGCUUCCAAGACAUGGACCAAUAUGCCGCACUAUCGGAUUUCAUCUAUCAAAAUUACGUUCAAGCGCUAAACCUCAUCUCGACAACAACAAGUUUCUUGAUCAAUUUCCGAGCUUCACAUCCUGAGGCCACCACACCCUUCGAAGAUGACCUUCAAGAUGAACUUUCAUAUCUCAAACACUAUGUCAAAGCUUUGAACAAAUACGAGGAGGCCCAGGAUAAUUAUGAGGUGUCACGUGUGGAAUUCAGCAAGCUCGAUCUGUGCCCAAUUUUUUCAGCAAAAGAUACCGCAAAUAUACGCUGGCACCAUACUCACACUGCCACCAAACGUGAUCAGAAGCUUGAAGUUGUCAUGGAUUACAAACAGCAGAUGGCAUUGGAUGUGCGAUGGGGAAAAGACCACCCUGAGCAUUUGAAAGCACAAUCACGCAUCACGCACCAUCUAUAUCACAAGGCAGUUGAUGAUGUUGAGUAUUUGGUAGUUAUGCGUCUACUGGAGUUGACAAAAUUGCAGAUGAGUGGACUAGGCUAUAAACUGCGCACCCAAAUCUCAACUGUGCUAAAGAGUCGUGCAAAUGCCAUCCGCAAUGCUCUACAAAGGUACAAUAAGUAUGCUGCUCAACUGUACCCUCCUCGUCCCUUGAUGCAGUGGGAACAAAUUGUCGAAUACUCAUUUCUAGCUGAAUUCGACUUACUCCGCGAAUUGGACGGCACAAUUCAAGCUAAACAUUGGGCAAAUCCUGCAUACCGGCAUGCCUCUACUCAAUACUUCGAGCAACAGCGUGCUAAUGAGGAAAUUCAUCAGCUUAACGUCGAAGUGGGACAUUUACUUACAAAAAUUCGUGACCAAGCCAUUGACUAUCCUCUCGCCAUCUCCCGCCUUACAACGGAGAAUCCACCAUUGGCAUCAGAGUUGCACUGUCGUUGGGCACACCUGCGAGCCAUCAAUGCAUGCCACUUGUUGCGUAUCCACCAAAUUCAGUGCCUUCCAGGGUACACCGGGCCUAUGAGUGCUGGCAUGCACGAGGGUCGUGUUGUGCCUCCCCAGUCUCCACCUCUCGAAUAUUGCCCUACAUUGGAGGAGAAAAUAGAUGAGGGUGAGGGCCAUGACAAUGAUGAGGAUUUGGGACAGCAGCAACUCGAGCACAUACAUCACUAUAUUGAAGGACUUGAUCAUCAUCUCAUAGACUCAGAAGUAGCUGCAUAG
Molecule: messenger RNA, 2676 nt
Organism: Suillus plorans
Lineage: Eukaryota; Fungi; Basidiomycota; Agaricomycetes; Boletales; Suillaceae
Exons: 10
Coding region: 1-2676 (891 amino acids)
Source: RefSeq, a predicted model, not a curated record